Haliotis rubra (blacklip abalone) is the source of this 3194-nucleotide messenger RNA. RefSeq lists its product as uncharacterized. Gene Ontology annotation, biological process: protein refolding. The transcript is spliced from 8 exons. The coding region runs from base 148 to 1719 and encodes 523 amino acids. Lineage: Eukaryota; Metazoa; Mollusca; Gastropoda; Lepetellida; Haliotidae. The record is from RefSeq and is a predicted model, not a curated record. Gene Ontology annotation, cellular component: cytoplasm.
CAACGAGCUAUUAUCAUAACAUGGCGUUAAAAUGGCGAUUGACGAUCGUCGUUCGAAGCGAGGAUGUUUAUAGCGGGUUUUUGAGAUAAAGGUCUUGACCUUGACUCUUGACCCCUCCAUGCCAUAUGUCUGGUGGCAUGGGUCACAAUGACUAAGAACCACUUUGACACUUUGGGUCUAAAACCAGGAGCCUCUGAAGAUGAAAUAAAGAAGUCGUUUCGCACCUUGGCCAAGAAAUGGCACCCUGACAAAAACAAGAAUGCAGGUGCGGAAGAAAAGUUUAAAGAAAUUUCGGCAGCUUAUGACUACCUGCAAAGUAAAGAUCGCAGAGAGAUACUUGAGAGAGAUAUUAACAAGAAGAGAGAAGCAAAGAAACCAGAAACCAGAAAUGAACAACCGUCAAGUUUCUAUGAAACAACCAACAAUCCAAGGUACACGUAUUCAGAAUCACACACGUCAACCACAAAAACACAGUCAGAGAAGAAGGAAAACAAACAACCAGGGAAGAAGAAAGAUCCAUUCUGGACAAGCUCCUUCUUUAGGAAGAAUAAGGAAGAGAGGAAGAAACCGUGGCAUCAGAAAGGGGAGAGAACUCCUUCAUAUGAAGAAGAAAAGGCUGCACCGAAAUACAACAAACAGCCUCCAACAUUUUCUGAUGCAUUUCGCUCAUUUGUCAAUCAUCUAGAUUCUGAGUUUGAUGCUUUCUUUUAUGAGCCGGGGCAGGAAGAUGCAUUUGCUGACAUCCUCUCUCCAGUAUCUGUCAGUCCUCACAGGAAAACCAAGAAGAAACCGCCGAUGAGACCACGCAAUGUUGCCCCAGAAACAGGGAAGGCGGAGGGAUUGGAUGAAGAAUACAUGUUUACACCACGUUCAGGUCAUCAAGAGAGGACAUAUGCAUCUGAUGACAAUGACAUGUCAUCUGACGGGGAAUUCGGAUACGAUGCUGACAAAGCAGCUGCUAGGAUGCCUUGCAGCCACUGUGGGAAGCCUGUCAGAGCCUAUAAACUGUACCAACAUGAGCAGGCUUGUGGCAAGUUCACUGACAGCUCCAAUGAUGAGGAUACAUUCUCAGACAUCAAUUCCCGACCUCAAAAGGCAACUGGUGACUGGCGCCACACACGUGCAGAACUCCAUAAUCAUAUCCGCAGGGCUAAGCAGGCAGCUAGGGCCAGAGCUGCGGAGGAACGUUUCGCACCCGUGACAUGCAAAUGGUGUGGUCGUACGUUCAACAAGCAGGCAGCAGAACAUCACAUCCCCGCGUGUGAGAGAUGGACAAAACAACAUGGCCGACCCAUGAAUCCUACUGGUCACACAACUACCUCCAGCAGGGGCAGCAAGUCAGAGAGAGCUACGCAGUAUGCAAAGAAAGUUCGUCGUCCAGGAAUCAAGAAGGAAGAUGUGGGUGACUCCAGUGAAGAGGAAACUCCAGGAUCUCAGAGGUAUGGUCACCAGGCAACACAUGGUGCCAGGGACAGAGGCAAAUCAAAAGAAGAACCGCAUGGGUCGUCCUACUCACGGUCAGGGUCACACAGAACUCAGAAUACAUCAAAUGGUUCUUUUCUUGGGGUCAAUGGAGAGGGUUUGAAGAAAAAACCCAGUGCAGAUAACCUCAGCAAUAAUAGUAAUCUUAGAAACGAUGGAUGUUCCCAGUGUCGCAGCAAAUAUGGAAGUGCUGCCAAGUUCAGCUGUAGUUGUGGAACUAGGAAUAGCUUCAGGUGAAGGUGCUGGUCUCUUGAUGGAGGAGUCAGGCUCUUGACGGAUGUGUCUCAGGAUGGAUGUGUCAGUUUCAUUACAGGUGCAUCAUUCUCAUGUUGGACACAUGAGUUCAUGGACAUCACCUUCUGAGUUAAAUCUUUGCUUUGACUACACACAAAGACAACGGCAUUGUGUUGCUAUCAGACCCUAAAAUCUGUUUCUCAAAGCAUGGCAAUUGUAGAUGCCACUGACAUAUUUACCUGCACAAAGGUUUCUAAAAGACUUGCAAGAGCUGGUUCCCUGCUUAAUUCUGUAGAUUAUGCUAUGUAAGUCGAUCUGAAAACAAUGAACUUUUGGACAGUGUCCUGUGUAUCAAAACAUUUAUCCAGGAAGAUGAGUAUUAUCCUCUUUGUUAUUGUUAUUUAGUUGUUAUGAUCCUUACAGAAAUCAGGGUUGAUCAGAAUGAUGAUUUCAGUGUGUACAUUGAACAAACUUGCAUGAUUGAUAGGUUAUGAAGUAAUACUUUUCUCUAUGUAGUAUGUUAAACCUUAGCACAGUUAGGUAGGUAAGAUUAAAUUGGUGAUGUGAACAUGAAAACUUACUUCCUAAUUCUUAAUUAAUGUUUCAAGUUCUGUUAUUCUUAGUGAAUGAGUGAGUUUACGCCGCUUUUAGCAAUAUUUCAGCAAUAUUAUGGCAUGGGACACCAGAAAUAGCAUUCACACAUUGUACCCCAUUUGGGGAAUCGAACCCGGGCCUUAGUCGUGACCAGCAAACGCUUUAACCACUAGGCUACCUCACCAACUUUGUGUUAUUCUUAAGUGAUGUGGGGCGCAGGGGUAGCCUUUUGGUUAAAGUGAUCACUCCUCAUGCAAAAGAAAUGGGUUCGAAUUCCUACUUGGGUACAAUGUGUGAAGCCCAUUACUGAAGUCCCCGCCAUGAUAUUCCUGGAAUAUUACUAAGAGGGGCCUAAAACUAACCUCGCUCACUCUUUAAGUGUUUGAUUGCAUAUCAUCGCACGACUGGGUUGUCUGGUCAAGACUGUAUCUAUGAUAUAGCUUGUAUAUUUGGCUGAAGAGUGGCACCAGACAAUAACACCUGCACUGUAUUCAUACUGAUUAGCCUUUCUCUGAUUAUGACUAUGAUCAUCAUUCCGUCCAUCUUGUUCGUCAUUAUUGUUUAUGUCGGCCAUUUUUGGAUCAGUGUUCUUUUGUUCCUUGUGAUGUGUUUGUGUUCUUGUUAAUCUUGUAAAGCAUUAUCAUCUGAAGUUCAGUAUUUGUCUCUGUAAUGAUACAAAAUGUACCAUAUACGAGAUUGUGAGGAGAUUUGCUUAAUUUAUGUCAUCAUGUUCUUGCCUGUGAUAUUUAGUUUACUUCUUGUAUUAAGAUAUUUAUAUUCUCUUUGUUAUAUUCUUAAAAUGUUUAUUUACCUUUGUUGUAUAUUUACUUCUAUUAGUAAUCAGCUUGUGUAAAGGUUUAUCAAAUAAAUGUCUAUAUUUCUUA